AUGGGCCCCCGCGACUCGCCUGGCGACUCGUCGGGCGGCGCCGAUCCCGCCGCCCCUACACCCACGUCACCUCCUGCUCUCUGCUUGGGCCUGUCCGGCGCCGAUGGAGCGCCGGAGCGGCCGUCGGCUCCGCUCCUUGUCCGCUGCCCGGACCGCUCUGCUGCUGCCGGGCGCCCUGCACUGCCGCCCCGUGCCGUUGACCUUGUCCCCCGCCCAGGUAUCGCCUUCCGCGUCCGUGUCGUCGCUGCUUUCCUUUCUGGUGUCGCCUUCGACCCCUCUGAGUUCCCUGCUCUUUCCCACCCCGGCAUCGUCUGGGUCGUCAUACCGUUCGUCGCCGGAUUUGCGCCGCGCGUGUUCUCGGUUCGGGUGGCGAGUGCUGCGGUGGCGCGGUUCCUGGCGGCAGUUUCGCCGGGGCUCCUCAUCGCCGUCAACCUGGGCGUCCACGCCUCCCUCCGCGAGGCGGAGGCUGACGUGGCAUCUUCGCGUAAAUGUGCGGCCCGCGUGCGGCGCCUCUUGCACCAACCCACUGUUGCUGCGUCUGCUGCCCCCCGUCGCCCUCGCCUUAAACUGUUGCCCAUCCGCUGUCACAUCCCCGCGGCGCCGCAGAGGCCUUUGCUUCUCCCCCUGCCCACGCCGCUGACCCCUGUCCCUAGUUGCGAUUGGCCGGGAUUGGACCCUGAGGUCACUGACGCCCGCCUUAACUGCCCUGCUUCCUUCCAUCCUGUCGCUCUUCGGGGUGACACCGCGUGCGGCGCGAGCGACGAGACCGCGGCUGCGUCCCAUGCGGGCGCUAGCGCCCCAUUCACUCCCCGCGACCCACCCUCACCUGCCGCCUUCACUGCAUCGCUGGUGGAGACCAGCCCUUACCUUCAGGCGCUACUCUCCCCCGCUGCCCCAGCCAAACACCCCACACCUCGCCCCCCACAGCCAGAGCUCUCGCUCAACGGCUGCUUCCGCUGUCUCUCCAUCCGCCACUACGUCAAGGACUGCCGGGAGCCCGUCCGGUGCCGGCAGUGUCGCGUGUCUGGACAUCGCGCGUCCUCCCCUCGUUGUGCCAUGGCCCCGAAACGCAGUAACGCCCCUCCCAAGGCUGCUUCCUUCCCCGGGCGCACGGGCGCGGCGCCCCCGCCUCCCCCUGCUCGCCGCCAGUCCACCCCCUACCCACGCGCUCGGCCCUCGGCUUCCCCUGGGCGGGCCUCUCCCAUCCAGCCCCGGCGGCUAGAGGUGGGCGAGUUGAGCUCCGCCCCGCCCCCCUCCGUGGUUGCGGCCGGAGUUGCCGCCGACGCGUCGCACUUCCCGCCUAGCAACCGCGACAUCUCUAUCACGGAGGUGAUCCGUUCGCCACCGCCGUCUCCUCCUGGGUUGGCUGGGGAGCGCGGGGCCCCGGACGUCCAGGUCCAGUCGCCGGGCUCGGAUGGGCUGCCUCCCGGGCUCUUGGCCUUCCGGGACCGCGUCUCCUCCGACUCGUCGGACUCGCGUCUUUCUCUCUCCGUGCGUUCCGCCUCGUCCAUGUCGACGGGCAACUCCAUCCCGUCGGUCAUUGCCGACUCGGAGCGUCCGGACGUCGUCGAGGUCUUCAUGCCGGAAGGGGACUACGACGCGGCGCAACGGCUCGUCGUCGUCGUCAUCGUCCCUCCCAGCGCCUUCCACAACCUUGCGGUGCAAGCUGCUGUCCUCGACAACAUCGGCCACCUCCUGCCCGAAGUCGUCCCGUCCUCGGUCGGGGCUAUGUACCUCCGCUUCGCGACCUGGGAGGACAGACGUUAG
Aegilops tauschii subsp. strangulata is the source of this 1767-nucleotide messenger RNA. Lineage: Eukaryota; Viridiplantae; Streptophyta; Magnoliopsida; Poales; Poaceae. The record is from RefSeq and is a predicted model, not a curated record.